CAUGGAUGACAGACAGAUCUCAGUUAAACACUUCACAUGAAUCAACUUUGUGUGGUUGUUUUUUCUGUGAAUUUUAACUGUCUAUUGCUUUAAUAUCAUAUCUUCAUAUGUGAAUAUAUAUAUAUAUGCAUGAGGAUUAGGUGUUGGCUUGCAAAAUCGCUAUAUAUUUGAUCUGGGUUUCAAGAAUCUGUAGCAAAAAAGCAGCAAGAAAAGGCGAAGAAAUGAGAGGGUUUUGCUCGAUUCUGGUGGUUCUAGCGAUUCUUGGAUCGGUUCACGGUGAUUUGCAGAUGGGGUUUUAUGCGAGUUCGUGCCCGAAAGCCGAACAGAUCGUGCAGGAUUAUGUGAACGAGCAUAUCCCGAAUGCUCCGUCGCUUGCGGCUGCUCUUAUCAGAAUGCAUUUCCAUGAUUGUUUCGUCCGGGGUUGUGAUGGAUCAGUGCUUUUGAAUUUCACUUCGAGCUCUGGGAAUCAAACAGAGAGAGUAGCAGUUCCGAACCAAACCGUAAGAGGGUUUGGAUUCAUUGAUACAUUGAAGAGUUUGGUUGAAGCAGAAUGCCCUGGUGUUGUUUCUUGUGCAGAUAUCAUCGCUCUUGCUGCUCGAGACUCCAUCGUUAUCACGGGAGGUCCUUCUUGGAAAGUGCCCACCGGUCGAAGAGACGGGCUGAUAUCGAAUGCAUCGGAGGCGCUAUCCCAAAUCCCGGCUCCAUUCGAUAACAUCACCAUCCUCAUACAAAAGUUUGCGAAUAAAAGUCUUGAUUUGAAGGAUCUCGUCUUGCUUUCCGGUGCUCAUACGAUCGGAAUCGCACAUUGUCCAUCGUUCUCAAACCGUCUAUACAAUUUCACGGGCGUGGGCGAUCGAGACCCAGCACUCGAUAGCGAAUACGCCGACAAUCUCCAAUCGAGAAAAUGCAGGACACCAAACGACACAACAACAAGAGUCGAGAUGGAUCCCGGGAGCCGUAAGACGUUCGACCUUAGCUACUACUCGCUGUUGCUAAAACGUAGGGGACUGUUCGAAUCUGAUUCCGAAUUGACAAGAAAUUCAAACACGUUGACGUACAUCAACCAACUCCUUCAAGGAUCGAUCGAGAAUUUCUUUAGCGAAUUCGCAACGUCGAUGGAGAAAAUGGGCGCGGUCGAGGCGAAAACCGGAACGUCCGGUGAAAUUCGAAGAAAUUGCGCUGUCGUAAACAGUUAAGAGCGUAAAACUGUUAUUCGUUUUGGUCAUUUAAUAUUUAAAUUGCAUUCGUCAUUUUUAAGGGGAAAAAAUGGUGAUUUAUGAUUUGUGUGUUUUCUUAAAUAAUAGAAAUAAUGCUUGUAAAAUAGAAAAGAGAACGCCGAAUAAAAUGGAAUAAAAAUUGCAUUGUUUCUGUUUUCUGGUUCAUGUAAAAUAUGUAUUCGGGUGUGUGAUUUUGCGUUAUAUAAAAUGGAGUUUUAUAUCA
Cynara cardunculus var. scolymus (artichoke) is the source of this 1440-nucleotide messenger RNA. RefSeq names its product peroxidase 3-like. Gene Ontology annotation, molecular function: heme binding; peroxidase activity. The coding region runs from base 222 to 1196 and encodes 324 amino acids. The transcript is spliced from 5 exons. Gene Ontology annotation, cellular component: plant-type cell wall; plasmodesma. Gene Ontology annotation, biological process: response to oxidative stress; hydrogen peroxide catabolic process. The record is from RefSeq and is a predicted model, not a curated record. Lineage: Eukaryota; Viridiplantae; Streptophyta; Magnoliopsida; Asterales; Asteraceae.